This is a messenger RNA of Paramuricea clavata, 9732 nucleotides long. NCBI's taxonomy places the organism in Eukaryota, Metazoa, Cnidaria, Anthozoa, Malacalcyonacea, Plexauridae. The record is from the annotation of a GenBank genome assembly.
GCGGUAUUUAUAUGAAGAAAUAUCAAAAGCGGUAAAACUAUUGUAUCAUAUUUCUUCAUAUAAAUACCGCUUUUGAUAUAUAACCUAGCUAGUUUAUCCUGAUGAUGACUGAAAUAUAGUCGAAACGUAGAUAAAUAAAAAUGUUAUCGAUUUUUGGAGUUUCACUUGUUUUGUAUUCUAAGAGAAUCUAUACAGUGUUUGCUCUUAAAGUUGGCAUUCCUGUAUAUUUUUUUAUUGAAAAGAAGGCAAUGAAAAUUCGUAGAUUUUUUGACGAGGAAGCAAGAGAUGAACCCAUCGCUGACGCAGAGAAGAAAUUCCGUGUCGAAGUGUUCUUUAAAUUUAUUGACAAGGUCAGGGGCCGCGGAACCGGGGACGCAAAGGGAGUUCAAAGGUCAGACCUUUGUUGCCAAGACAUUCAAUUUUUUGGUACCAAAGGGCAUAUUGAAGAUGACAGCUAUUAAAGUCUGUUGUGCUGCCAGUGAUCUGAUUUCUACUUACAAGCAAGGGUGGGUUGACUACAAAAUGUUUGUAGUUCGCUAUAACUACAGCUACUUCAAAAAUAUGUAGUCAGCUACAACUACUGCUACUCUUGAACAAAGGUAGUUCGCUACUGACUACAGCUACUGCUUAAAAAAUGUAGCGAACUAUUUCGCUAUUUUCGCGCUACGCCAUAUUUUUUAGUUUUACUGUAUUUAGAGCAUCUACUAACCCAGGCUGAAAUGUAACCUAUAACAAAUCGACUUACGAGUAGCAACAGUAAACACAAAGCAACAUUUUUGUAAGCACUACAGUGUUCAGGCGUGCAAAUUGACUAUUGAGUAUUGAUUUUAAGCAAACCAUGUCUCAAUAUCAUGCUAUUCUAUCAAGUUGCUAACAAUUUUGAAAAGUAGCGAAUAGCGAUUCGCUGUUUGAAAAGUAGUCAACUACUUGGCUACUUUUAGGCAAAAUGUAGUUCGCUAUAACUACAGCUACUGUUUUUAAAAAAGUAGUCAAAAACUACUGGCUACUUGAAAAUUGUAGUUCGCUACAGUAGCGAACUACAACUACUUCGCUACUGCCCACCCUUGCUUACAAGUUUGACUUGUGUUCCGAGUUUAAAACCCCAGGUGACUAUGCUAAUGAUUUGAUCACUCAAGAAGUUUUUUCAGAAGGUUGUAUGUGCAUAAGUACUGUGGCAAACAUUUCAUUGUCAAAAACAAUUUCUGCAUAGUGUUAUUUUAUAAUUGUGUUUUUUUUUUGUAUUUUGCUACUGUAUAUAUUUAUAUUUCCAGUUUUAAAUUAAGAAGCCCAGUAAAAUUGGCUUCUAAACGACUAGCAAAAUAUUCGUAUUGUCAGAGCUUCAUGGUAUACUCAGAGGCGUCGUGGGUCCCAUGUUUUAGAGGGGGGGGAGGGGGGCAAGGGCAGCAUUUUUCCGACAAACACAAUUUUUCCGGCAUAAAUAUUCUAUAUUCUAUAAACGUAUACUGGGAAACGUAAACUGAGUCCAAAUUCCAACAUUUCAUUUAUAUAUUUUUUUAUUCAAACAUGUUUCGCAUUGUCAAACAAAAUUUCCAGUUUUCCGACAGGUCUUAACAAACAAUAGGUGGCCAUGGACCCCCCGGCCACGGCGCCACUGGGUAUAUUUCAAAAGAAUCUAGGUCCCCCCCCCCGUCUUGGGGCACCCAAACAAAAACCAAAGUUCGUUAGUUUUGAAAAUAACUGUUCAAUGUACAUUAGUCAUUAUUUUAACACAGCAAACGUAAAACUACUUAAAUUACUGACAUCUAACACUUUAUAAAUGUAAGCUCAAAAAUCUGUAAACCUUAAUUCCUCUUUUUGCUUUAUCAUUAACAACACUUUUGCCAUGAACAUCUCGCUUGAAACGAUCGAAAUAUUGUGCAUGCAAUAAAUCUUGCAUCUGUGUUAAGCUUUGAACCACGAGACCGGUGGCCACGACUAAUUUGCAUGCUGAAUCCCGAGUGCGUAGGUGUUUGCUAUUGUAGGUUUAAUUGCAUAUCAUUUGGCAGCUAAUUCAACUGUAUUUUGCCGUCAAUACAUAACAAUACUCGUGGAAGUCACUUUAUUGUAGUCGUGUUUCAACAAUGUGAUAUUUACCCGUAUUUCAUUGUACUGUUUACAAUGGUCAGAAUUUCGCAGUGAUGAAUUGUGAUUCGAUUUGUUGAGCCUGAGGAUGCAAAAUCACAUAUUCUGCUUAUUAUAGUUGUUGUACUAGCUACAAUUUGUGAAUAAAAAGAUCGUUUAUUACCGUAUUUUUUCACACGGAUUUGUAAAUGAUCUAAAUGGAAAUUGCGAGUGGAUUUUUUGUACUGACAUUUAUUAAAUCUAAUCAGGAACAGUUGCGAGUCUCUCUGUAACUCAGUUGGUUAGAGCGCUGCAUCAGAAUCACAGGGCCGCAGGUUCAAUUCCAAAUCAAGCCUGCAUGGGGAGCUGAGGACUAAGUACGGUAGAACUUAAUUAAGGCGCUGUUACACUAAGCAACUUGUCUCGGAACUUGUCUCGCAAUGUUGAGAAAAACGAUUUCAGGAUUGCAUUGCAAGGGAUGUUACACCAAGCAAUAUAUUCCAUGCAACUUUCAAUGAUCAUCAUUAAAAAUAGUAUAAAAAUCGCGAGUGCAAACGUUUGCCGCCAUAUUGUCAGUCAAAAGACAAUACGAAGCCAUUCAGUGUAUAAACAUUGCAAACUACUGUAGUUGCAAGUGGGAUGCUACACUGUGCAUGCUUUAAAAAUGCUUGCAGCGUUGCCGCAAUCGUUGCAAAAAGUAGAACCUGAUUUUACUUCGUGCAACGGUUGUUGCAACAAAAAUAUCGCGAGACUUGUUGAUUGCGAGGCAUGAUCAUCUUGCAAUUUCGCGUGCAACUUGUGCCGCAACAAAAUUGCGAGACAUAGUUGGCUUUGCGAUCUGAGAUUACGAUCUCACUGGCUAAGGCUAAAUCGAAAAACUAACAGUAACAUUUACUACUUUUUACCGGUUCUAGCUUUUAUUUCAUUUUGUUUUGUCUUUUCAGAGAAGAACGAAAAUCCUUUUGGACCAACCAUCAAAACAAAGUUAGAAGAUCGAGAGGUGGUCAAAGGCGAGGAGUUUGUUGUUUUGCGUUGCGGAGCUGUUGGUUUGUAAGUUAGCUAAAUGUGAAAUUAACAAGUACAGGACACUAACUUAUUUAUACCGUACUGCCAGAAAAGCUCUAUUAGUUAUAAACUGUUCUUCCCAGUGGUCCAGUAAAGGUUGUAAUUAGGAAUAAACUAAUCUGUGAGACUGUAGCUCCAACAGUUCUAAAUUGUACUCCCAGUCCCUGGAGGUCCAGUAAGGAUUAUGUCUCAUUGAUCCAGUGUUACUACAGGAGGAAUCCUAAAUUAAACUAACUAUAUUUAUACAGGAUAGCUCUAUCAGUUCUAAACUAUUCUUCCUAGAGGUCCAGUAAGAAUCAUCCCUUACUGAUCCAGUGUUACUACAGGAGGAAACCUAAACUAAACUAACUUUAUUUAUGCUGGAUAGCACUUCCAAAUUGUUCUCCCUAGAGGUCCAGUAAGGAUCAUGUCUUAUUGAUUCAGUAUUACUACUUCAAACAUGAAGUAAACUACAGUAACUUUAAUUAUUUAUACUGGAAAACUCUAGUUUAAUUUAUUUCACACUAGUUGACAUAUACAUUACAUUUAUCAGUUCUAAAUUGUUGUAAUAUAAAAUAAUUGGCAACCUAAACUAAACUAACUUUAUUUAUACUGGAUAGCUCUAUCAGUUCCAAACUGUUCUCCCUAGAGGUCCAGUAAGGAUCAUCUCGUGUUGAUCCAAUGUUACUACAGGGGGCAGCCGGAGUACCAGAAGAAAUUCUGCAAGGUUUGCUGAAGUCAAACUGGAAGCACUCUUCCCACAAACGAUCGAGGCGCAAGUUUAAUCAGAGGACUGCAUAGUAUAUUGCAAAAAUCACAGACUCGUGCACUGAUUAUAUUAAUUCUAUCCCCUUUCAGGCCAACACCAGCUUAUUCGUGGACAUUCAAAGGCUUGAACGGCGUAGAGACUCCAAUCACAAGCGGCGAAAAUGGAUACGAGCUUCAAGACUAUAAUCACUUGCUGAUGAUAACAACAGUUGAGCCAAAACACGAUGGCUGGUACAAAUGCAGAGUCAGCAGUAAUUACAGUGGCCAAGCACAUGUCGACGAGAAAACAGCCCGACUUUUCGUCAAAGGUUUGCAAAAUUUUUUGUAGUCUAGCUAACUAAAAUUUCUCAAAACCGUUUAAAAUUUAAACCUGGUGCAGCCAUUCAGUAUAAAAAAUGUUACUUUAGUUUAGCGUUCCUUCUGUGGUAACACUGGGCCAAUAAGAGAUGAUCCUUAUCGGGCCUCUACGGAGAACAGUUUGGAUUUGAUAGAGCAGUAGUGACACUGGAUAAAUAAGAGAUGAUCCUUACUGGACCUAUAGGAAAAACAGUUUAGAACUAAUAAAACUAUCCAGUAUAAAUAAAUUUAGUUUAGUUUAGCUUUCUUCUUGUAGAAACACUGGAUAAAUAAGAGAUUAUCCUUACAGGACCUCUAGGGAGAACAGUUUAGAACUAAUAGAGCUAUCCAGUAUAAAUAAAGUUAGUUUAGUAAAUUUAGAAUUCUUCCUGUAGUAACCCUGCAUGGAUCAAUAAGAGAUGAUCCUUACUGGGCCUCUAGGAAGAACAGAUAUAUUAGAACUGAUAGAGCUACCCAGUCAACUCAAGUUAAUUUACAGUAGUUUGAGUUUCCUCUUGCAGAGGCUAACACUGGAUCAAUAAGAGAUAAAGCUUACUGGACCUCUGUGAAGAACAGUUUAGCACUGAUGAAACUAUCCAGUAUAACAAUAUAUAAAAUUAGUGUAGUUUAGAUUUCCUCCUGUAGCAACACUGAUUCAAUAAGACGUCAUCUUUACUGGGUGUCGGUCUGUUCCGAAAUCAAAGUUAGUUUUCGUGAAAGAGGGAAGGCUUAAACUAAACUAAAUAUAACCACAAUCUCACUAACACUCAUUCCCAGGCAAACCCAAAUGGGCUUAUGGUGGCCAGCUAUCCGAUGCAACGGCUCAGGAGGGCGUCAGAUUCCUCUGGUUGUGCCAUGCGUACGGAAAUCCUGAUCCGACAUAUACAUGGAUUAAGAACGGAGAGAAACUACCUAAAUCGUGAGUGUUACUUUAGAUUUAUAUUUUAGAUACUAUUAAAAAUACGAGCAUUAAAAACAGAGUGCUUUAUCAGAUAUAACACACGAGGUGAAAGCUGGGUGUCUUCUAAACGCGUAGAAGUCUUACAUCUUGUAGCAAGUCUGCCAACAAGCCGUCAACAGGUUGUGUUCGCACUGCUUGUCCCAAGUUGUCAACAAGUUUGAAACAAGCUUGUUGAUAUUAUCAGACUUGUAGCCAGGUUGAUCCAAUAGCUCGUUUGAUCAUACAGUCAUGAUAUAACAAUAUUGUUACAACCUUGUUUUGUCAACCUUGUAACCCUUAUUUAUAACCUUCUUGUUAUAUCACGAUUGUAUCAGACUUGUUAAAACAACCUUGUAGCAAGUCUGAUAAUGCUAUCAAGUUUGUUACAAGUUGUUAACAGCUUGUUCCAAAGUUGUUGAUAUUAUCAGACUUGUUGCAAAGUUGUUCCAACAAAUCCGAUACAGUCAUGGUAUAACAAUAUUGUUACAACCUUGUCUCGUCAACCUUGUAACAUUCUUGUUAUAUCAUGAUUGUAUUCGGCUUGUUAAAACAACAUGGUAACAAGCGCAAUAAUGCGAUUAAAGCUUGUUACAAGUUGUUAUCAGCCUGUAAAAAGCUUGUUGAUAUUAUCAGACUUGUUACAAGGUUGUUCCAACAAGUCCGAGUUUUUGGAAAGUUAUAUAAUUUAUAUAAUUUGUAAUUUAGUGAUAAAUAUGAGAUAAAUGGUGGCGUAAUUACAUUCAAGUCAGUAUCAAUGGAUGAUGAAGGUCUCUAUCAGUGUGUGGCCGAAAAUGAAUUUGGUGGCAUAUCUUCACCAGCAGUAUUAACUGUUGUGACAGGUAUACUUUGUGUAAUGCUUUUAAACAUCACGCUGAAUUAGCGCUUCUCGCAUAGUUAGUUUUGUUUUGGUUUCCUCCUGUAACACUGGAUCAAUAAGAGAUGCUCCGUACUCGACCUCUGGGAAGAACAGUUUACAACUGAUAGAGUUAUCAAGUAUAAAUAAAUUUAUUUUAGUUUGGGUUUCCUCAGGGGCGCCGGAGCCACGGGGGCAGCUGCCCCCGUUGCCUAAACAGUGCGGGGGUAGCACGGGGGCAGCAGGUUGCCUUUUUUACCAGAACUGCACUUCGAACGUCGUGCGUUUUUCACAUGAAUUGAAAUUGAAAACUGUUUUUAAACAAUUUAGCUCAUAUUUGAAUCUGAAUUCCUCUCAGAAACGUUACCAAUCAGCUUCCACCCAUGAAAAAAAGGGAAAAAGAGAGCCUUCCUAAAUAACUGAUAACUGUCAUGUUGCUUUACAAUACAUUUUAGUCUUUAGUGUCGUGCAACGAAUAAAAAUGUUCCAAUCCAUGCCGAAAGUUGUCUAACUGUAUUAGCUACAAGUAAUGAAGUAUCCGUUAUACAGCAAAAUGUUAACGAACAUUGCCCCCCCCCCAAAAAAAAAAAUAAGGCUCGAUAGUAAGUGCCCUUUUUAAAUGGCUGCCCCCGCCGCUUCAUGUUGCUUACGGCGCCCCUGGGUUUCCUCCUGUUGUGACUCUGAAUCAAUAAAAGAUGACUAUUACUGGACCUCUGGGAAGAAAAGUUUACAACUGGUAGAGUUAUCCAGUAUAAAUAAAGUUAGUUUAGUUUAGCUUUCCUUCUAUAGUAACACUGGAUUAAUCAGAGAUGACUCUUACUGGACCUCUGGGAAGAACAGUUUACAACUGAUAGAGUUAUUCAGUAUAAAUAAAGUUUGAAUUUGAAUUUAUUAAUUUGCCACAAUUGGUUGAUACAACAAUUUACAAAAGUAAUAAGACAGAAGAGACAAGAAAUGAAAACAUUUGUGACGAAGUAGUCCAACUAGGAGCCAAGGCUUAUUAAUUGCUAGACUACCUCAUGUGAAAUAUUAAAGAAUAAGUUAUCUAAAUAUAUAUGAGGUAGAAUAGUGAGCAGACGGGGAAAUAAGGAAACUAAUAUAAUACAAGGACACAUGCACACAUAAUAUCAAAACGAAGAUACUUAGAUCCACACACCUAGAUGUAAAUUAGAUACUAUUUAGUUACAAUCAUCGGACAAAUUAUCGAAAAUUAAAUGCUUUUUAAGAUUCGAUUGGAAAGAAUAGACAGACAUGGCGUUCCGUUGGUUUAUAAUAGUUUUGUUUGUGGAAACACGACGUAAAUUUAUUACUGCAAAGCUUUCGAUCCGUAAGCCCGGAUCUUCAUCAGUGCUAAUAGUGCUUCAUAGUGCUUAGCACUGAUGAAGAUCCGGGCUUACGGAUCGAAAGCUUUGCAGUAAUAAAUUUACGUCGUGUUUCCACAAACAAAACUAUUAUGUGUUUUAUCGCCAUGCAAACAUACAAAAAGUUACUUUAGUUUAGGUUUCCUACCGCGGUAUAAACUCUGAAUCAAUAAUUAAGAGAUGUCCCUCACAGGACCUCGAUCUAGGAAGAACAGCUUAGAACUGAUAGAGCUAUCAAUUAUAAAUAAAGUUAGUUUAGUUUAGGUUUCCUCCUGUAGUAACACUGGAUCAAUAAGAGAUAAUCCUUACUGGACCUCGAUCUAGGAAGAACAGCUUAGAACUGAUAGAGCUAUCAAGUGUACAUAAAGUUAGUUUAGUUUAGGUUUCCUCCUGUAGUAACACUGGAUCAAUAAGAGAUGAUCCUUGCUGGACCUCUAGGAAGAACAAUUUAGAACUGAUAGAGCUAUCCAGCGUAAAUAAAGUUAGUUUAGUUUAGGUUUCCUCCUGUAGUAACACUGAAUCAAUAAGAGAUGAUCCUUACUGGACCUCCAUAGGAAGAACAGUUUAGAACUGAUAUAGCUAUCCAGUAUAAAUAAAGUUAGUUUAGUUUAGGUUUCCUCCUGUAGUAACACUGGAUCAAUAAGAGAUGAUCCUUACUGGACCUCCAUAGGAAGAACAGUUUGGAACUGAUAGAGCUAUCCAGCGUAAAUAAAGUUAGUUUAGUUUAGGUUUCCUCCUGUAGUAACACUGGAUCAAUAAGAGAUGAUCCUUACUGGACCUCCAUAGGAAGAACAGUUUAGAACUGAUAGAGCUAUCAAGUAUAAAUAAAGUUAGUUUAGGUUUCCUCCUGUAGUAACACUGGAUCAAUAAGAGAUGAUCUUACUGGACCUCCAUAGGAAGAACAGUUUAGAACUGAUAGAGCUAUCCAGCGUAAAUAAAGUUAGUUCGGUUUAUUUUAAUUGCUUUUCGUUAUUUAGCUCCGACAACUCCGCCUCCCGACCCAUGCAUGGUAGCGAAAAGGAACAUAAUGUUCCUAGUUGACGGUUCUGGCAGCGUUCCUGUGGCCACUUUCGGAGAAUUCAAGAAAUUCAUGUCACUUUUGGUGGAAAAAUUUGAUAUUGGCCAGAACACCACACAUGUCGGCGUCCUGCAGUACUCGACCAAGCCAAGAACUGGCCUCGAAUUCUAUUUCACAGAGCAUCAGACAUUAGCAGCCGUACAAAAUGCGAUUUCGAAAGUUAGAUACCAUUAUGGAGCUUAUACAUUCGGCGGAUAUGCUAUGAAUCUGGCUCAACAGGUAAGGUGUAAAAUUUUCAGGAACAUUUUAUUGGUCAACUUGCCACAGAAUCUUGUAAAUACUGUAUUAUAGUGACAGACAGUAUGAUUUUAGAGAUCUAGUUUUUUUAACAUAUUUAUAGCUGUAGAAAUUACAAAUAAUGAAUGUUUAUGAGUGUAAUGGCAAAAAUAUUUUCAUUGGUAAAAGAUUGAAUUUUCCAAUCCACGGGGCGACAGCCGAGCGGAAUGGAAAAUUCUACCUUCCACCGAACAAAACAUUUUUCCUAUUGUACGAAUGAAAACAUUCAUUAUUUGUGUUAUAUGACACCACAAUACUGCAAAUGACUACAUUAAUUUUAACGAAUUUUUAAGUCAAUCACUGAAAUACAAAUUUAAAGAUAAAAAGCAGAGCCCCAGCAGAUAACUACUGUAUAAAACCAAACAUAAUAAAAGUAAAAAUUUAAUAGCUACCGUUUCGUUGUUUACAAUAGAACAUCUUCAGCGCAAUCUAAAUGAAUUUACAGGGUAUGGUAUAUCAUAAUUUACCCUGUAAGUUCAUUUGGAUUGCUCUGAAGAUCUUGUAUUGUAAACAACGAAACGUUAGGCACCACUGGAAUUAAUACUAUAAUGGCGGUCACUUAACUAAAUAUUAUCGUAAGAAAUUAUAUUUCUACACCCGGCACGAACAUUAUUUUCUCACUUUGAUAACAACUGGAUGCUCCCCACCCUUUAAAACGCACGUCAUCUACGUAUACUCACCUUGUUUAGAUAAUGAACCACUACGAUCGCUCGGACGCGAAGAAUGUGUGGGUUCUACUCAUGGACAACGGACUGUGGGACAAGACGAUGGCACGAAAGAUUUCACGAGCAAUCCGCCAGGCGGGGACCAAAGUCAUUGUUUUGGACACGGAGAAUAUUAUGCACGACAUUGCUGAUAAAGGACUGGAUUUCUCGUCUGAAAAUCUGGAAGAAAACGUUGAAGUAGUUAGGAAAGAAAUUUGUAAAUAACUAAACCCCUUUCCUCCUAAAGGCAUCUAAAUACCGGCGAUGAUUUGUAAAUGAAUUUCUUCCUAGUAAAAGCAUUUAUAUAACCC